Molecule: messenger RNA, 4753 nt
Organism: Eubalaena glacialis (North Atlantic right whale)
Lineage: Eukaryota; Metazoa; Chordata; Mammalia; Artiodactyla; Balaenidae
Gene: ATP2B2
Product: ATPase plasma membrane Ca2+ transporting 2
Exons: 26
Coding region: 495-4340 (1281 amino acids)
Biological process (GO): calcium ion transmembrane transport; regulation of cytosolic calcium ion concentration
Cellular component (GO): intracellular membrane-bounded organelle; postsynaptic density membrane
Molecular function (GO): P-type calcium transporter activity; PDZ domain binding; ATP hydrolysis activity
Source: RefSeq, a predicted model, not a curated record
CGGCAGCGGCAGCGGCAGCGGCAGCAUCUCACUCGCGGAGCCGGCGCAGGUUUCUCACACCUGGAAAGCAGACUGAGAGCAGCCCAGGAGACAGAGCUGAACUUCGUCACCCAGUCCCCAGAGCCGGCAAGACAUGGGCCCUAUUUUCCAAACCCUGACGCCUUUCAUAUAACCAGAAGACGUGGAGGGGAGCCACCGCCCCGACCAUGUAGAUGCCAGCUCCAGGGAGCAGCAUGGGCCCCGCUGAAUGGAGACUCCUGUGUCUACAGCCCUGAGCCCCUCCGGCCCCUGGACCUUGCCCCACGCCCGGGGACGCCCCUCAGAGCCCACCGCCGCUGUCGCCAGCCCACCUCGGCUGCCCCCUGGAGUCAGCUGCCAGGAGCCACAGCCGUCCAGUGAGGUUGUGCUGCGGACAGCCACGCGGAGCCAUCGCCUGGCCGCCUCCUGUCCAGCACUGACCCUCGGGCCCACCCCGAGCGGGGACUGCGGCAGACAUGGGUGACAUGACCAACAGUGACUUUUACUCCAAAAACCAAAGAAAUGAGUCGAGCCAUGGGGGCGAGUUUGGGUGCACGAUGGAGGAGCUGCGCUCCCUCAUGGAGCUGCGGGGCACCGAGGCUGUGGUCAAGAUCAAGGAGACCUACGGGGACACUGACACCAUCUGCCGGCGCCUCAAAACCUCACCUGUCGAAGGUUUGCCAGGCACCGCUCCAGACCUGGAAAAGAGAAAGCAGAUUUUUGGGCAAAACUUUAUACCUCCAAAGAAGCCAAAAACCUUCCUGCAGCUCGUUUGGGAGGCACUGCAAGACGUGACGCUGAUCAUCCUGGAAAUCGCGGCCAUCAUCUCCCUGGGGCUAUCCUUCUACCACCCGCCUGGUGAAAACAACGAAGGAUGUGCAACGGCCCAGGCGGGGGCAGAAGAUGAAGGGGAGGCGGAGGCGGGCUGGAUCGAGGGGGCCGCCAUCCUCCUCUCGGUCAUCUGCGUGGUCCUGGUCACGGCCUUCAAUGACUGGAGCAAAGAGAAACAGUUCCGGGGCCUGCAGAGCCGCAUUGAACAGGAGCAGAAGUUCACCGUGGUCCGGGCUGGCCAGGUGGUCCAGAUCCCUGUGGCUGAGAUCGUGGUUGGGGAUAUCGCCCAGGUCAAAUAUGGCGACCUCCUCCCUGCAGAUGGCCUCUUCAUCCAGGGCAAUGACCUCAAGAUCGAUGAAAGCUCCCUGACGGGGGAGUCUGACCAGGUGCGCAAGUCUGUGGACAAGGACCCCAUGCUGCUGUCAGGGACUCAUGUGAUGGAGGGCUCUGGACGGAUGGUGGUGACCGCCGUGGGUGUGAACUCUCAGACUGGCAUUAUCUUUACCCUGCUGGGGGCCGGCGGUGAGGAGGAAGAGAAGAAAGACAAGAAAGGUGUGAAGAAGGGGGAUGGCCUUCAGCUACCAGCGGCUGAUGGUGCGGCAGGUUCAAAUGCUACAGAUAGUGCAAAUACCAGCCUAGUCAAUGGUAAAAUGCAGGAUGGCAAUGUGGACACCAGCCAGAGCAAAGCCAAACAGCAGGACGGGGCGGCCGCCAUGGAGAUGCAGCCCCUCAAGAGUGCCGAGGGCGGCGACACUGACGACAAGAAGAAGGCCAGCAUGCACAAGAAGGAGAAGUCGGUGCUGCAGGGCAAGCUCACCAAGCUGGCUGUGCAGAUCGGCAAGGCGGGCCUGGUGAUGUCAGCCAUCACGGUGAUCAUCCUGGUGCUCUACUUCACCGUGGACACCUUCGUGGUCAACAAGAAGCCAUGGCUGCCCGAGUGCACGCCCGUCUACGUGCAGUACUUCGUCAAGUUCUUCAUCAUUGGUGUGACGGUGCUGGUGGUCGCCGUGCCCGAGGGGCUCCCUCUGGCUGUCACCAUCUCACUGGCCUACUCGGUGAAGAAAAUGAUGAAGGACAACAACCUGGUCCGCCACCUGGACGCCUGUGAGACCAUGGGCAAUGCCACGGCCAUCUGCUCGGACAAGACGGGCACACUCACCACCAAUCGCAUGACGGUGGUGCAGGCCUACGUGGGCGACGUCCAUUACAAGGAGAUCCCCGACCCCAGCUCCAUCAAUGCCAAAACCAUGGAGCUGCUGGUCAGCGCCAUUGCCAUCAACAGCGCCUACACCACCAAGAUUCUGCCCCCGGAGAAGGAGGGCGCCCUGCCCCGACAGGUGGGCAACAAAACAGAGUGCGGCCUGCUGGGCUUCGUGCUGGACCUGAAGCAGGACUACGAGCCUGUGCGCAGCCAGAUGCCGGAGGAGAAGCUGUACAAGGUCUACACCUUCAACUCCGUGCGCAAGUCCAUGAGCACCGUAAUCAAGCUGCCCGACGAGAGCUUCCGCAUGUACAGCAAGGGCGCUUCGGAGAUCGUGCUCAAGAAGUGCUGCAAAAUCCUCAACGGGGCGGGUGAGCCCCGGGUCUUCCGGCCCCGCGACCGGGACGAGAUGGUGAAGAAGGUGAUAGAGCCCAUGGCCUGCGACGGGCUCCGCACCAUCUGCGUGGCUUACCGCGACUUACCCAGCAGCCCCGAGCCCGACUGGGACAACGAGAAUGACAUCCUCAACGACCUCACCUGCAUCUGCGUGGUGGGCAUCGAGGACCCCGUGCGGCCCGAGGUCCCGGAAGCCAUCCGCAAGUGCCAGCGAGCAGGCAUCACUGUCCGCAUGGUCACCGGUGACAAUAUCAACACAGCCCGGGCCAUCGCCAUCAAGUGUGGCAUCAUCCAUCCUGGGGAGGACUUCCUGUGCCUUGAGGGCAAGGAGUUCAACCGGAGAAUCCGCAACGAGAAAGGGGAGAUUGAGCAGGAGCGAAUCGACAAGAUCUGGCCAAAGCUGCGGGUGCUGGCUCGCUCCUCCCCCACGGACAAGCAUACCCUGGUCAAAGGCAUCAUCGACAGCACACACACGGAGCAGCGACAGGUGGUGGCCGUGACGGGAGACGGCACCAACGAUGGGCCCGCGCUCAAGAAGGCCGAUGUGGGCUUCGCCAUGGGCAUCGCAGGCACAGAUGUGGCCAAGGAGGCCUCGGACAUCAUCCUGACGGACGACAACUUCAGCAGCAUCGUCAAGGCGGUGAUGUGGGGCCGCAAUGUCUACGACAGCAUCUCCAAAUUCCUGCAGUUCCAGCUGACGGUCAACGUGGUGGCCGUGAUCGUGGCCUUCACGGGCGCCUGCAUCACGCAGGACUCCCCUCUGAAGGCCGUGCAGAUGCUCUGGGUGAACCUCAUCAUGGACACGUUCGCCUCACUGGCGCUGGCCACCGAGCCACCCACGGAGACCCUGCUUCUGAGGAAGCCGUACGGCCGCAACAAGCCCCUCAUCUCGCGGACCAUGAUGAAGAACAUCCUGGGCCACGCCGUCUACCAGCUCACCCUCAUCUUCACCCUGCUCUUUGUUGGCGAGAAGAUGUUCCAGAUCGACAGCGGGAGGAACGCACCCCUGCACUCGCCGCCCUCCGAGCACUACACCAUCAUCUUCAACACCUUCGUCAUGAUGCAGCUCUUCAACGAGGUCAACGCCCGCAAGAUCCACGGCGAGCGCAACGUCUUCGACGGCAUCUUCCGGAACCCCAUCUUCUGCACCAUUGUGCUGGGCACCUUCGCCAUCCAGAUAGUGAUCGUGCAGUUCGGGGGGAAACCGUUCAGCUGCUCUCCGCUGCAGCUGGACCAGUGGAUGUGGUGCAUAUUCAUCGGGUUAGGAGAGCUUGUCUGGGGCCAGGUCAUUGCCACCAUCCCGACCAGCAGGCUCAAGUUCCUCAAGGAGGCGGGCAGGCUCACGCAGAAGGAGGAGAUCCCGGAGGAGGAGCUGAAUGAGGACGUGGAGGAGAUAGACCACGCCGAGCGCGAGCUGCGGCGGGGCCAGAUCUUGUGGUUCCGAGGCCUGAACCGGAUCCAGACCCAGAUUGAAGUAGUCAAUACUUUCAAGAGCGGGGCCUCCUUUCAGGGAGCCCUGCGGAGACAAUCCUCCGUCACCAGCCAGAGCCAGGACGUAGCCAGUCUCUCUAGCCCUAGUCGCAUCCGCGUCGUGAAGGCGUUCCGUAGCUCUCUCUAUGAAGGUCUAGAAAAGCCUGAGUCUCGAACCUCCAUCCAUAAUUUCAUGGCUCAUCCUGAAUUCCGGGUCGAAGAUUCACAGCCCCACAUUCCCCUCAUCGACGACACCGACCUGGAAGAAGAUGCCGCGCUCAAGCAGAACUCGAGCCCGCCGUCCUCGCUCAACAAGAACAACAGCGCCAUCGACAGCGGGAUCAACCUGACGACCGACACAAGCAAAUCAGCUACCUCUUCAAGUCCAGGGAGCCCCAUCCACAGCCUGGAGACGUCGCUUUAGCUGAGGACCCCGCCACCACCCACCUCCCGGGCACCCACCCGUCCAGGCACCCGACUCACCCAAGCAGCAACGAGCAACAGCAGGAAACCAAAUACCGGCGAGAAAACCGUUUCCACCCAACAGACCCUUUUUCUGGCUGCGAUGCUGUUUGAACUCUUUUUCACUUUGAGGCGAGGGCGGGAUCUCCUCCGGGGGCUUAAGGGAGUGAGCGGUUUUUCCCAGAACUAGCCCUUCCUGGCUCCCACCUGACAUGGGCCAGCCACGCACCCGCCCGGCGCCAUGUCCCCUGCAUGAAUGUACUCUACACUUCCGGUCCUCCCCUUGUUUGGUUUUUGGGGGGUUGGGGAGGGGGUUUUUUUCGUUUGUUUGUUUGUUUUCUUAGGCGGGAACUGCAGACAGACUCUUUUCUGAGA